This is a messenger RNA of Colletotrichum karsti, 1830 nucleotides long. RefSeq lists its product as uncharacterized. The record is from RefSeq and is a predicted model, not a curated record. Lineage: Eukaryota; Fungi; Ascomycota; Sordariomycetes; Glomerellales; Glomerellaceae. Bases 1 to 1830 code for a protein of 609 amino acids. Gene Ontology annotation, molecular function: flavin adenine dinucleotide binding; oxidoreductase activity, acting on CH-OH group of donors. The transcript has a single exon.
AUGUAUCGCAGGAUUAUCGCGUUAUUUCUCUUGUGCUUCGCCAAAUUGGCUUGGUCUCAAUUCCUCAACUCUUCCGAAACUUAUGAGUACAUCGUGGUGGGAUCGGGACCUGGCGGAGGCCCUUUGGCGGCCAACCUUGCCAGGGCAGGUCACUCCGUGUUACUAAUCGAGGCGGGCGACGACCAAGUCGACAACCAGAACUCAUACAUGGUCUACAACAACACCCCCGCGAUCAACGACCCUUUGACCAGAUGGGACUUCUUCGUCACCCGGGAUCUCCCGGAGAUCGAUAACACUUACGAGUUCACCACUUGGAACACCACAGAGGGAGACUUCUAUGUAGGGCUCGAUGCUCCUGCUGGUUCUGAACGGCUCGGGGUGUACUAUCCACGAGCCGGCACCUUGGGAGGCUGUGCUAUGCAUAACGCGGCAUCCAUCUCUCUUCCCGCAGACAAGGACUGGCAGGAUGUUGCCGAUAUCACUGGAGACGAGUCUUGGUCACCAGCCAACAUGCGACAGUACUUGGUUCGAUUGGAGAGAUGCAACUAUCUCGUCAACGGCAGCGAUCCAUCACACGGCUUUACGGGUUACAUCGAUACAUCUCAGGGUGACUACUCAUGGGCACUAAAUGAGUCCGACGUUACCACACUGGCCUGGUACUCCUCUCUAGCUCUUGGCUCACCUUCGAACAUCAGCUCUGCGGAGCUGGCUCAACUGCUCGGCAGAGAUAUCAACUCCAACGACGUCAAUAGAGAUGACACUGUUGGCGUAUUCACCGGUCACACCCACUCGCGAAACGGCGUGCGAUCCAGUCCUAGCAACUACAUUCGCGCAACGCUGGCCGAUGAGAGAAAGUUCCCUUUGACUCUUCAACUGAACACUCUUGCGACCAAGAUCAUCUUCGGCAAUUCGACAACCGCAGGAGGAGCGCCAAAAGCAGUCGGCGUUGAGUACCUUCAGGGCCAAAGCCUUUACUCAGCUGACCCUCGCCGUGACUCUUCCAACCAGGGAGUUCCCGGACGAGCAUUCGCAUCAAAAGAAGUCAUCAUCGCCGGUGGCGUCUUCAAUUCCCCUCAACUGCUCAAACUCAGCGGUCUCGGACCCGCCGAGGAACUGGCAAGUCUGGACAUUCCUUUAGUCAAAGACCUGCCCGGAGUCGGCACGAACAUGCACGACAACUACGAGGGAGUCGUCUACGGCACAUUCGAACAGCCAGUCGUCGGCUUCUAUGACAUGUUCAUGGAAACGUCGUUUGCGAACAGCACGAGGGACAUUCACUUCUACUGCGGCAGCAUGAACUUCAUCGGAUUCUUCCCCGGCAUGCCUGGCUACAACCCAAAUGAGUUCGAGUGUGGGUUCAUGCAACUCCACGCGCGGAACAUCAACGGCACAGUCAAACUCAAGUCCAAAGACCCUCGCGAGAUGCCCGAUAUUCAUCUCGGAUUCUUUUCGGAGGGCGACGAUGCUGAUCUUGACUCUAUGCUGGAGGCCAUCAAGCUUGCGAGGUCAGUGUUGACCAAACUUACGGACAACACCUUCACGGAGCACCGUCCUUGCCGUCAAGGUGCUGCCAGCUGUACCGAUGAGGACCAGAAGGCGUUCCUCCGAGCUCAAACUUACUCUCAUCACGUUUCCGGGACGUGUGCUAUCGGUGCCGCUGAUGACCCGAUGGCAGUUUUGGAUUCAGAAUUCCGCGUCAGGGGCGUCGACGGUCUUCGGGUAGUUGACGGCUCUGUCUUUCCAGUUCAGCCUGGGGAGGUUCCGAGUUUGGCCACCUUCAUGAUCAGUGAAAAGGCGCUGGACUCUAUUUUGGGAAGUGAAAAGAGGUGA